Tripterygium wilfordii is the source of this 1811-nucleotide messenger RNA. RefSeq names its product 11S globulin seed storage protein 1-like. The transcript is spliced from 4 exons. The record is from RefSeq and is a predicted model, not a curated record. Bases 231 to 1673 code for a protein of 480 amino acids. NCBI's taxonomy places the organism in Eukaryota, Viridiplantae, Streptophyta, Magnoliopsida, Celastrales, Celastraceae. Gene Ontology annotation, molecular function: nutrient reservoir activity.
UUUAGCUCUUUGGUAUUCAUCUCUGAAACUUGAAGACACCUAGCCUCUAUUGUCCAUAUGAUGUGUAAGAAAGCAAGCCAAGGUAGCCAUGCACAAUGAAGAAUGGCCGGAUUUUCCUUACACACAUACACCUGAGGUGUCACUCCGCCACUUUCCAUUCUUUUCUAUAAAUACCCACCACCAUUGUCUUCCCAAUUCACUUCAAUUCAAACAUAAUAUUAAUACCCGCCAUGGCUAAGACUACUUCCUUGCUCUCUCUUUCCCUAUGCUUUCUUGUUUUCUUCACCGGCUGCCUAGCUCGCCAGCAAUGGCAGCAAACCCAGAAUCAGUGCCAACUUGACAGGAUCGAAGCACUCGAACCCAACAAUCGCAUUGACUGCGAGGCCGGAAGAAUUGAGUCCUGGGACCCUAGCCAUGACCAAUUCCAGUGUGCUGGUGUCGCCGUAGUUCGCCGGAGGAUUGAUCCCAAUGGCCUUCUAUUGCCUCACUACAGCAACUCUCCUCAACUCAUAUACAUAAUCAAAGGUAGAGGAAUUAACGGGGCCGUCCUGUCCGGCUGCCCUGAAACAUUCCAAGAUUCACAAGGAUCGUCCCAACAAAAACAAGGCAGCCGUAGAUUCCAAGACCAGCACCAGAAGAUUCAGCACUUCCGUCAAGGAGAUAUCUUUUUCGUUCCUGCUGGAAUUCCUUACUGGGCCUACAACAAUGGCAACGAGGAGGUUAUCUCUGUCACUCUCGUUGACACCAGCAACAAUGCGAACCAGCUAGAUCUCCACCCAAGAAAAUUCCACUUAGCUGGUAACCCAGAACAAGAAUUCGAGCCACAAGAGGAGCAGAGGAGAAGCGGCGAGAAAGGCCGGAACCAUGCCCGCGGACAGCAAGGACGUGAACAGAGAUCUUGUAACAACGUUUUCUGCGGCUUCGAUUCACGUAUUCUGGCUGAGGCCUUUAACGUGGACCAGAAGCUAAUUGAGAGGAUUCAGAACGAGAAAGACGACAGAGGCCAAAUCGUGAAUGUUAAAGGCGGUGAGCUCCAGGUGGUCAGGCCACCAAGCUUGCAAGACGAGAGAUCUGAACAAGAAGAGAGUCGGAGAAGGUAUGGAAGUGAUAACGGAAUUGAAGAGACUAUGUGCUCCUGGAGGUUGAGGGAGAACCUCGGAGAUCCCUCACGCGCAGACAUCUACUCUCCAGAAGCCGGUCGCAUCAGCACCGUUAACAGCUUCAACCUCCCCAUUCUCCGGUGGUACCAACUCAGCGCCGAGUACGGCGUUCUCAAAAAUAAUGCUUUGUUGGUGCCUCACUAUAACUUGAACGCACACAGCAUAGUCUACGCGACCAGUGGCCGAGCAAGGAUUCAGAUAGUGGACAAUUACGGGCAGACCGUGUUCGACGGAGAGCUCAAUGAGGGACAGGUCUUGACAGUGCCGCAGAACUUCGCGAUCGUUAAACGAGCAGAGAGCCAGAGAUUCGAAUGGAUUGCCUUCAAGACUAACGACAACGCCAUGAUCACCACUCUCGCUGGGAAGACAUCGGCCAUCAGAGGAAUUCCAGCGGAUGUUUUGGCCAACGCAUUCCAGAUCUCACCGGAGGAAGCUUCGAGGCUCAAGUUCAACAGGAAAGAGAGUACUGUGUCUCAGGGCCGUGGUUCCCCUGGAAAGAGGGCUGAUGCCUGAGAGAUUGACACGCGGAGCAGGACUGUAGUUAAUUUCCCCAUUGUCGUUUUUUUCCUUUGCCUUUUGUUGCAGGUGGAGGCUUAUGGGGAAGAGAAUAAAAGGGGACCUUAGACGGUGCCGUUUAAUGUAAGUGAAGAG